GCGCGUUGGUGUUCUUGCUGACAUGUCCGGACGCGGCAAGCAGGGCGGCAAGGCGCGCGCCAAGGCCAAGACGCGCUCCUCGCGGGCCGGGCUGCAGUUCCCCGUGGGCCGCGUGCACCGCCUGCUGCGCAAGGGCAACUACGCGGAGCGCGUGGGCGCCGGCGCGCCGGUGUACCUGGCCGCGGUGCUGGAGUACCUGACGGCCGAGAUCCUGGAGCUGGCGGGCAACGCGGCGCGCGACAACAAGAAGACGCGCAUCAUCCCGCGCCACCUGCAGCUGGCCAUCCGCAACGACGAGGAGCUCAACAAGCUGCUGGGCAAGGUGACCAUCGCGCAGGGCGGCGUCCUGCCCAACAUCCAGGCCGUGCUGCUGCCCAAGAAGGCCGAGAGCCACCACAGGGGAAAUAAGGAUAGGUUUGGGCCCUGGAUCUGA
Molecule: messenger RNA, 433 nt
Organism: Talpa occidentalis (Iberian mole)
Lineage: Eukaryota; Metazoa; Chordata; Mammalia; Eulipotyphla; Talpidae
Product: histone H2A type 1-H-like
Exons: 2
Coding region: 23-433 (136 amino acids)
Cellular component (GO): nucleosome
Molecular function (GO): protein heterodimerization activity; DNA binding; structural constituent of chromatin
Source: RefSeq, a predicted model, not a curated record